Ustilaginoidea virens is the source of this 249-nucleotide messenger RNA. RefSeq lists its product as uncharacterized. NCBI's taxonomy places the organism in Eukaryota, Fungi, Ascomycota, Sordariomycetes, Hypocreales, Clavicipitaceae. The transcript has 2 exons. Bases 1 to 249 code for a protein of 82 amino acids. The record is from RefSeq and is a predicted model, not a curated record.
AUGGCUGUUGAUAAUCCGGCUGGCCGCGUGGAUAACUGCCGCUGCUGGACGAUGCAACCACCACAGCGCGGGGAUUUCCAUGCCGUCUUCCGGGCAUGUAGCGCCUCCCCUGCGUUUGACCGUUGGACGAGGAGAAGGCCGCGUUCCCGUGAAGUCACCAUCAGCCGGCUGGAGAUGCAGAGCGGCCGGCCGGCUCUUUCGUCCUCGUGGGCACCUGUUCGCGCGAGCAAACAGCAAGAUUCACCUUGA